AUGGGAAAGCCCAAGAAAACAUCCUUGGAGCGCCGAAUGUCAAAAAUUACGGUUGUGGAUGAUCGGGCGCGACUGAUCGUCGGCUUAGAUUUUGGCACAACAUGGAGCAGAGUCGCCUUUGGAAUGGAGAAUUGUCCUGGUGAUAUUGAGGUCAUCCAGACAUGGCCAGGAGGCAGCAACAGAACCACCGAGAAAGUACCUACCCUUAUUUCGUAUCGAGGGACCAAACUCGCUUGGGGCUAUCAGAUAGACUACACCGAGGAGGGGUCAAAAACCACUAUUCAGGGAUUGAAACUUCUUCUAGACGAAAGCCAGGCUUAUCGAUUUGAGCCCGCCAGAGAAUCGAAACUCCUUAUCGAGGAGUUGGGCAAAACACCAGUUGGCGUUGCUGGAGACUACUUGGAGCAUGUCGUGGCUUUUUCGAUGGAGAUCCUAAAACGCCGGUUCUCAACUGCCUUAAAAGCGAUGGAGAUACACUACUUUUUGACAGUCCCGGCUGUAUGGUCAGACAAAGCGAAAGAUCUCACAUUGCGAGCAGCUCGUCUAGCUAGAGUCCCAGCAACCGCUUUGACCUUGCUAUCGGAGCCAGAGGCGGCAGCGGUAUAUGCUAUACAGACUAUGCAACCUAAUUCAAUCAAGAAAAACGAUUGUUUAAUUGUCUGCGAUGCCGGUGGGGGAACAGUGGAUAUCAUCACAUACCAAAUCACCCAGACGGAGCCAUUGAGAUUUGCUGAAGCUACCGAGGGAGCAGGUGGCGUCUGCGGAUCCAUCAUGUUGGAUGAGCAAUUCGAAGCGCUAUUGAGGCGGAUCUACCGUGACGACUUUGACAAAGAGAUUCCCCAACAUGCCUUGAGGGCUGCCAAACAGUAUUGGCAGGACUACAUCAAGCCUACAUACAAGGGGGUGCUUCAUGGGGAGGAAUUGAAAGAAACCCCAUACCAGGUGCCACUUCCAGGAUUGACAGAUCUCCCAAGAGCGAAAGAUUUCGAUCAUGGUAUAUGGUUCAUGGAGCAUGAUCAAGUGAAAGGGAUCUUUGACCCGAUAGUCGAAGAGAUAGAAGACCUAAUUGGGGACCAAUUGCUUCGACUGAAGCAAAAGACACUUCUCCCAAAGGCCAUGCUGUUAGUGGGAGGGCUAGGCUCAUCGGAGUACCUGUUCCGACAACUCCGCGCCUCAUUUGAUGGCAUAGAAGUCAUGCAGCCCAAGAACCCAUGGUCUGCCGUUGUUCGUGGCGCGGUUCUUCGUGGUCAAGAAGGCAAUCGUGUCGACAAUCGUGUCGCUCGAUGCAACUACGGUAUAAAACACUGGUCCCGCCGGGCGAAGCCUUCGCUCAAGACUAGAUGGUGCCCAUACGAGGAGAAACGGUACCGGACUGAUUGCAUGACAUGGUAUAUAACCAAGGUUCGUACCGAAAUCCCGGUGAUUUAUGACCUUGGGAAAUCAGCUGGUUGUGAAAUCACUUGCUCACUUCGCGCCUAA
Messenger RNA from Penicillium brevicompactum, 1479 nucleotides. RefSeq names its product Hsp70 family protein. Bases 1 to 1479 code for a protein of 492 amino acids. The transcript has 10 exons. The record is from RefSeq and is a predicted model, not a curated record. Gene Ontology annotation, molecular function: ATP-dependent protein folding chaperone; ATP binding. NCBI's taxonomy places the organism in Eukaryota, Fungi, Ascomycota, Eurotiomycetes, Eurotiales, Aspergillaceae.